Molecule: messenger RNA, 2838 nt
Organism: Maylandia zebra (zebra mbuna)
Lineage: Eukaryota; Metazoa; Chordata; Actinopteri; Cichliformes; Cichlidae
Gene: rdh14b
Product: retinol dehydrogenase 14b
Source: RefSeq, a predicted model, not a curated record
UCAUCUUUUACUGUCGAUACAUAACAGUUUCUCUCAGCGACUUGUCACCCGUCACAGCUUUUAUGUCCGCUCCUCUGCUAAUUGCCGCUGUUGUUGGCGGUGGGGUCCUGCUUCUUAUGCGGCGUUUAUUCCCCCGUCAGAAAGCCGUUAAGUUGCUCCGUUAUUCAGGAGAAAAUAUGCGAGGCAAGACAGUCAUCGUGACCGGGGCAAACAGCGGGAUAGGGAAGGCCCUGGCCGGGGAGCUUUUGAAGCUCCGCGCCCGGGUCAUUAUGGCUUGCCGGGACCCGCGGAGCGCCGAGGAGGCAGCACAGGACAUCAAGAAGCAAGCGGGACCAGAAAACGGGGAGGUGGUCAUCAAACACCUGGACCUGGCUUCUCUUAGAUCAGUCCGAAAUUUCUGUGAGGAGGUGACUCAGGAGGAAUCCCAGGUUGAUGUGCUCAUCAACAACGCCGGUAUUUACCAGUGUCCCUACACAAAGACAGACGAAGGUUUUGAGAUGCAGCUCGGUGUGAAUCACUUGGGUCACUUCCUCCUCACUCACCUGCUGCUGGACCUCCUGAAGGCUUCGGCCCCUAGCCGCAUCGUGGUGGUUUCCUCUAAACUUUACAAAUAUGGCCACAUCAACUUCGAUGACCUGAACAGUGAAAAUAACUACAAUAAGGCCUUCUGCUACAGUCAGAGCAAACUGGCCAACCUUCUGUUCACGCUGGAGCUGGCCCAUCGCCUCGAGGGGACGGGGGUCACAGUCAAUGCUCUCACCCCGGGGAUCGUGAGGACCAGGUUAGGCAGACACAUCCAAAUCCCCCUCCUGGCAAAGCCGCUGUUCUACCUUGCCUCAUUGGUCUUUUUCAAGAGUCCAUUGGAGGGGGCCCAGACUCCUCUCUAUCUGGCCUGCUCCCCAGAGGUGGAAGGAGUGUCGGGGAAGUGCUUUGCUAACUGCGAGAAGGAGGAGCUGUUACCCAAAGCUACAGAUGAGGAGGCAGCCAAGAAACUGUGGGACAUAAGCAGGAGGAUGGUUGGACUCGCUGACUGAGCAGAGUCCAGCUCUGUGGAUGGAGUUUGGGGAGUGGACUUAAGUGUUCUUGGACCUGAUAGCUAAUCUCUUGCAGCUCCACAGACACCAUUCUACAAGCGUCCACUUGCAAUAAAUAAAAGAACUAUUUCCAUCCUGAGGAUAAGAACAUUAAUUGAAGAGCAUAUUGUAGAGUGAAGUGCGAUAGUGGUGUGUGUGCAAGAGUGCCACAAUGCUUAGAGAUUGUAUAAAGAUUUUAAUUUUAAGGUGUGCCUAUCAAAGUGAUGUUUAAAAAAACAAUGAAGCAGUGUUAUGUGAAAUAAUCUGCUUACGUCUCAAUAACCCUCCAGGUUUGCUUCUCCCCUAAUUUUUAAUAAGCUAAAUAGCUUUCCAAUUUCCACACCAUUUAAGAAAUCAGCUUGCACACAGCCGUAGCAGGGUUAUAUAAGUGCAUGUAAACAAACCCUCACUCCCUAGAAAGACUCAGUGGGGGGGGAAACAUUUCCCUGUCUCUGAUAAAAACAUUUCAUAGAAACAGAUGUGAAAAUUAACUCUAAACUUGAUAAUUUACUAUAUUCUGUAAUGAAUCGAAUGCAUAGAUUACAGUUUUGUGUCUUGACCUAAUCAGACAGGCAUCCUCGGGUCAAAAGGAGCAAACUCUCAGGUGCAUCGCCUCAUAGAGUUCUUCAAAGCCACGCUGAGUUGUCACAUUUUCCCGUCAGUGCUUGUGCUCUGCAGCUCCUGGAGUGAAACGCGUAUCUGUUUCAGGUUCAGCUGUGGUGUUGGAAAGCUAAAUUUUUGCAUGCUUUAGCAUCUGCUUUGCUGUGCAGAGGAAGGCGAGGUGGUGGAGUGAUAGCAGUUGAUCUAGUUCCCUUCAUCUUGAUGUGUUUGAAGUGUAAAUGCUUUCUGCUAGGACAGCAAGGUUAGCGAUGCCGAUCGGUGAGCUGCUGCGCUGCAACUCCCUCCUGCGGAUGGAUUGAGAGUCCUCUUACCUCAUUUUUAUUAGUUAAAGUUCAAAGGCAUUUGAAUAAAUUCAAGAGCCUUUCCAGACCAUUUACUCAAUUGCUAAGUGUGCUAAAUGAACCAGUUUUCAAAUGAUACCAAAGGGUAUUUAGAGAAGGACUGCAAGUAAUCAUUUUCCCACCAGAAUAAUCAAUUUUUCCCAGUUAAUCGAUCAAAUGAAAACUAUCCUUCAUGAUAUUAACAUGCCAUCGUCUUCAAGGAAGAAAUGUGGUCGGGGGAAAAAACCUGAAUGAUUGUGAAAUCAAGAUCGAAACACCAAAGCUGGACUUUGGAGAUAUGGAAAAAGGUGAUGUGGUGUGAUGAGUCUGGUGAGAGUGGUUAUACUCUGGUGAUUGACAAAUCAGGACAAGAACAGACGUGGAUGAAGCACUUACCUUACAGGUCUGUGGGGGUAGUGUGUGAGGUUGCUUCAGUUGGUCAGGUUUAGGUUAGGCACCUAUGUACCCAAAAUACACAUAAUGAAUACACUGAAUGAGCUGGUUUGGCCAUCAGUACUUUUCUUCCAUGACCACGCCGGUAAAUUCCAAGGUGACAAUGUCAAGGUUUAAUGGGGAUCAAAUUGAAAAUCAGUCAAACUCUUUGUUUUUAGGUAUUUUGUCCAAUCCCUAUUUAUUUAGUGCUUGGCGUGGCACUUUUAAUACAUCAAAGGGGAGUAUACCAUGAUAUAAUUUUCCUUAGUAGCUCUAAAUUAGUUCGUUAGAUAUCACAGACACUCACAGAAUAUUAUCCAUUUCCUUUUCUGUAGUAUUUUCUUGAUGAUGACUCCUGGGAAAACACAAAUAAACUUCCUCUCUGUUCUGAA